CCUUCAAAAACUAAUAUAGAUAUUCAUCAUUUCCAAUUUAGAAAAAACAAUAAAAUAAAAAUAAAAAACAUGGAAUUUUUUAGAAAAUUAAGUAUACUUGUUAUUUUUUGUCUCAUUACAAUUUCCUCUGAAAUAAUUCACACAAAUGGUAAUCAACAAAAUGUUGAAGAGGAUAAAAAAGAACAAUCUCCUACACAAAUUCUAGAAGAGGCUUAUUCUAUGCUUCUUACAUCUACAUUACGUUCUUUGGAUGUGGCUAAGUCAUAUAUUAAUCAACUUCAACUUAAGUAUUUUCCUCCAAAUGUAGAUUUCAGAAGCAAUGAUGAUGUCAGUGCUAAUGGAGGUGCUGGAGGGAGGAUAAUGGAGGCUACUCAGAAGAGCUUUGAGAAGAGCAAAGAGACUGUAAAAGGAUCCGCUAAAUCGGCUGCCGAGGCGGUGGAGCAGAAAGUGCAUGACACAGCUGACAAAGUGAAGGAUACAAUAUCUGCAGGGCGCAAAACAGAUGAGAAAACUGAAGACACUGUGCCUUCUGGACAUGAUGAACUCUGAAAAUAAUGUACUAACAAGUCAAGAAGUGAUUAGCAUUUCUUCCUUUCUCUUCUCUACUGUAACACUUUUGACUUGCUACCAGGUGACUCUAUCCACCAAAGCUUGGUAGAUAAGAAGAAACCUCAGGAUUCUCAACUCGCUUCUGUAGUAUGAUAUUUUUUUUUCCCCAUAGGUCUUUUAUAGCAUCAUAAGUGUAAUUUGUCUACAUUCAAAAUUUGAUUACUGUAAAAAAAAUCCACAAGUUUAGGUAAA
Solanum pennellii is the source of this 801-nucleotide messenger RNA. RefSeq lists its product as uncharacterized. Lineage: Eukaryota; Viridiplantae; Streptophyta; Magnoliopsida; Solanales; Solanaceae. The record is from RefSeq and is a predicted model, not a curated record. Bases 70 to 549 code for a protein of 159 amino acids. The transcript is spliced from 2 exons.